UAUCGAUACUAUCGAUAAAUGGUUGACCAUACCUAAUUAAAAUAAAUGCGCACAUGUUUCAGUUAGUUUUGUUAGUAAUUUUUUAAAAAAUUAAGAUAAUUGUUUAAAUAAUAUUGCUGCUAAUCACAAAAUGAAGGUGAAAAUGAUAAGCCGCAACCCGGACAACUAUGUCCGGGAAACCAAACUGCAACAUCAUAAAGUUCCACGAAAUUAUGAUCCGGCACUGCAUCCUAUGGAGGGGCCUAGGGAAUAUGUACGCGCUUUGAAUGCUACCAAACUGGAUCGUGUGUUUGCCAAACCAUUUGUGUGCAACUUGAGCGGUCAUCGCGAUGGCGUCGCCUGCUUUGGCAAACAUCCCAAGCUGCUGUCCACGCUGGCCACCGGCGCCUACGAUGGUGAGGUUCGUAUUUGGGAUCUGGCAAAUCGCAUCAGCCUGCGCAGCUUUGUAGCCCACGAUGGCUUUGUGCGGGGCAUUGCCUAUGCUCGGAAUGGUCAACGUUUCUUCACUGUGGGCGAUGAUAAAACGAUUAAGGUGUGGAACGCAGAGGCGCCUGAUGUAGGCGAGGAGGAGGAGCCGGUUAACACAAUAUUGAGUCGUCACAUUUUGCAUGGCAUUUCACACAAUCGUAAGGACAACAGCUUCGCCACCUGCGGCGAGGUAUGCGCAAUUUGGGAUGAACAGCACAACGAUCCCAUCAAGACUUUGAAAUGGGGUGUAGACACGCUUCACACCAUUUCCUACAAUCCAGUUGAGACAAAUGUGCUUGCCUGCUGUGCCAGUGACCGCAGCAUUAUUUUGUACGAUCAGCGAGAAGCGCAGCCGCUGCGCAAAGUUGUGCUGACCAUGAAGAGCAACAAACUUGCGUGGAAUCCCAUGGAAGCCUUCAACUUUACAGUAGCCAACGAAGAUUGCAAUCUCUACAGUUUCGAUACACGUAAACUGCAGACGCCUCUUAAGGUUCACUUCGAUCACGUCUCGGCUGUCACAGAUGUGGACUACGCGCCUACGGGCAAGGAGUUCGUUUCGGCUAGUUAUGAUAAGACGAUGCGCAUCUAUCAUGCACAUCAAAGUCACUCCCGCGACAUUUAUCACACCAAACGCAUGCAGCAUGUGGUUUGCGUUGCGUGGUCACUAGACAAUCGUUAUAUUUUCUCCGGCUCGGAUGAAAUGAACGUGCGCAUGUGGAAAGCCAAUGCGUCCGAGAAGCUGGGCGUCAUACGUCCACGCGAACGUACUAACUUCAACUAUCAGGAAGCUCUCAAGGAGAAGUACGCAGCUCAUCCACAAAUUAAGCGGAUUGCGCGUCAUCGACAGGUGCCGCGUCAUGUGAUGAAUGCACAGCGGAAAAUGCGUAUGGUCAAGGACAAGGAGUUGGUCAAGGAGGCCAAUGUGCGCAAACACUCCAAGAAGGGCAAGGUGCCCUUUGUCAACGAAAAGCAAAAGCAUGUGCUCCGCGAAGAUAUAUAAUAAUGUUAGGUUUAG
Molecule: messenger RNA, 1483 nt
Organism: Drosophila hydei
Lineage: Eukaryota; Metazoa; Arthropoda; Insecta; Diptera; Drosophilidae
Product: DDB1- and CUL4-associated factor 13
Exons: 3
Coding region: 131-1468 (445 amino acids)
Biological process (GO): maturation of SSU-rRNA from tricistronic rRNA transcript (SSU-rRNA, 5.8S rRNA, LSU-rRNA)
Cellular component (GO): nucleolus; small-subunit processome
Molecular function (GO): protein binding
Source: RefSeq, a predicted model, not a curated record